This is a messenger RNA of Aspergillus sclerotioniger CBS 115572, 2414 nucleotides long. Its product is annotated as mRNA-binding ribosome biosynthesis protein NOP4. The transcript has a single exon. Lineage: Eukaryota; Fungi; Ascomycota; Eurotiomycetes; Eurotiales; Aspergillaceae. The record is from RefSeq and is a predicted model, not a curated record. Gene Ontology annotation, molecular function: RNA binding. The coding region runs from base 25 to 2241 and encodes 738 amino acids.
GAAAAGUUACUCCAGACACCAAUCAUGGCUGAAUCCAAGGGAAGUUCCCCUGAGGCCACUGAGGCCAGGGUCAACCCUAUUGUUGAGGCCGCUAUGGAAUCACAGAACAACAAAUCAACUCAGGAGGCACCGGCCUCGAACCAGCCCAGGAGGGAGCUUUUCAUCCGAUCGCUUCCCGCCUCUGCGACGACCGAGCGCCUGACGGAACAUUUUUCGCAAUCCUACGUUAUCAAGCAUGCCAUCGUCGUCACUGACCCGGAGACAAAACUCUCGAAGGGCUACGGUUUUGUAACGUUCGCCGAUGUCGAAGAUGCAAAAGCUGCGCUGGAAGAAUUCAAUGGAUCCGUCUUCGAGGGCAAGACGAUCAGGGUUGAAUAUGCGCAACCACGACAGCGUGUUGUCGACGAGAACCUUAGAAGGAGUAAGCCGUCAGCCGAAGCUCUCGAGCUCAAGAAGCAGAGAGAAGAUCAAAGGGCAGCCACUCAGCCACCCAAGCUGAUUGUUCGAAACUUGCCGUGGAGCAUCAAAGAACCCGACGAUCUGGCAGUUCUCUUCCGCAGCUUCGGAAAGGUUAAAUUUGCUACUCUCCCGAAGAGAGGAGACAAGCUGGCCGGAUUUGGUUUCGUCGUUUUGCGAGGAAAGAAGAACGCAGAGAAGGCGUUGCAGGCAGUGAACGGGAAGGAAAUUGACGGAAGAACACUGGCCGUUGACUGGGCUGUCGAAAAGAAUGUCUGGGAGGAUCUACAAAAGGGAGAGGAAGAUCAGGAGCAGAAGGAAGAGGAAGGAUCAGAAGAUGUCGAUAUGGCUGAUGGAAAUGAGGAGGCAGAAGAAGCUGGUUCUGAUGAAGACCUAUCUGCUGAGGGAGACGACAUCGAAGGUGACAGUGACAGCGACGAGGAUGAAGAUGCCGAGGAGGACGAAGACGAGGAGGACGAGGAAUCAAAGGAAGACGAAAGAGACGCUUCGACCGUUUUCAUCAGGAACCUUCCAUUUACCUGCGAUGACGAUAUGCUCUACGAACACUUCACCCAAUUCGGUCCACUCCGCUAUGCGCGAAUCGUUGUCGACCGUGAAACCGAGCGUCCCCGCGGUACUGGUUUUGCUUGCUUUUGGAAGUCAGAAGAUGCAGCGUCCUGUGUUCGUGACGCCCCCAAACAGCAAGAGAACCCCGCUGCAGACAAAGAUAAGGCGAAGAAAGUCUCUACCACGUACAAGCAUUCCGUCCUGCAGAAUGAAAAUUCCGACCCCAGCGGACGGUAUACGCUUGAGGGCCGUGUGCUACAAGUCGCCCGCGCAGUGAGCAAAACUCGUGCUGUGCAGUUGGAAGAAGAGGGAGUGUCUCGCCGACUCGUCCGUGAUACCGACAAACGCCGUCUCUACCUUCUUAAUGAAGGUACCAUCCCGCAAAACUCUCCCCUGUACAAGAAGCUUUCUCCGUCUGAGAUAAAGAUGAGAGAAGACAGCUUCAAGCAGCGACAGAGUUUCAUCAAGAAGAACCCAACUCUUCAUCUCAGUUUAACGCGUUUGUCAAUCCGCAAUAUUCCCCGCCAUGUCACCACAAAAGAUCUGAAGCAACUCGCUCGCCAAGCGAUCGUCGGGUUUGCGGAGGAUGUCAAGAAGGGCCUACGUCAGCCCCUCUCGAAGGAGGAACUAGACCGGGCAUCCGAAGAAAUGAAGGAGGCAGAGAAAUUGCGGAAGAAGAAGGGUGUCGGUGUUGUGAGACAAGCUAAGAUCGUUUUCGAAACCCGAGAUGGCCACAAGGUCGGUGAGGAGAGCGCUGCAGGGAGAAGCAGAGGUUACGGUUUCAUCGAGUACUAUACCCACCGUCAUGCCUUGAUGGGUUUGAGGUGGCUUAACUGCCAUGCUGUUGAGGUGCCUGCGAAUGGCUCGGAGGAAGUCAAGGAUAAGAAGAAGCGGUUGGUCGUCGAAUUCGCCAUUGAGAACGCUCAAGUUGUCAAGCGUCGGAGUGAACAGCACGCUAAAGCACGUACCUUCAAGAAAGGAGACCAACAAGGUGAAGAGAAAUCGGACAAAGAUGGUUCGAAGGACAAGAGAUUUUCCAAGGGAUUCUCCAAGGGACCCUCUAAGGAACCUUUCAAGGGGCAGAAGAGGAAGCGACCUGACAAUAACGAUAAAGACGCAGGUGGGGAGGAUGACGAGGAACAGAAUAAGGUUGCUAAGCGUAAUCGGAUCAUCGCGAAGAAGAGGAUGCAGCGGAGGACUCGGAAGGGAAAGGCUUAAGCCGGGUACAUACACAAAAGUCAAUGUGGGUUAUAUAUGGAGUGAAUAGCUAAUGAUUACUGUGCACAAGCCCACCUGUAAUUCUCUAACACUGUCUUGUCGAGCGCACUUGACACCAAUCAUUUCAGAUGAGAAAUACUGGAAGAAGCUGGUAAUAGAAUAAGUCCACGGGU